AUGGAGUUGACCACUGUGAAUCGAAAUAUAGUCAAUCAUCCAAAAGAAUCUAAUCGUCCUGUCUGUCAAGGAUUCAAAGUGAUCGAUACUUUUAUGGAAGACAAAUCUGUUGUACGUAGUCAAACAAAGAUACCAGCCUCUGUUACACUUAAUCAUCAUAAUAAAACUUCAUCAAUGGGAACAACUGGAACUCGUGUACAGUAUUAUGAACCGCAUACACUUCAAUCACAAAAAGUUUUCUAUCAACAGACGCAUACAAUAAUGAGUGGAUCAUAUAUGAUGAAUGGAUCACCUAAUCAUUUAUUAUUACAACAACAAUCUACCCAUGAUAUUCCUCGUUCAAUAAGAGUUGAAAGAAAUGAACUAGAAAGAGAAUGGAGUUUAGUGCGUCGUCGUGAAGACUUAGAAUUACCCGAUUUAAUACCUUUACCUGAAUAUACAAAGUUCCCUACUUUAUUAUCAAUGGAUGAUGUUGGCUCAGUGAUACAAUUGUUAGAAUUUUUCAAUGUCUUUGGUCCAUUCAUUGGUUUUGUUGUUCCGCAUACAAAUUAUAAAUCCUUGGAGUCGUCAGCAUCCCACCAUAGUACAACAGUUGAACGUGUAACAUCCUCAACAUCUACCUCAACAACUUUGUCUGCUUCUUCCUCUAGUUCAAAUUCAUCAUUAUUGACAUUAUCUAUUUUAGAAAAUAGUCUAUUAGAAUCUGAUCCUUGUGGUCCAUUGGCUGAUCUAUUCAUAAGUAUUUUGUCUGCUAUACGACGAUUUGAACUUGAAGCUAGUUCUCGUCAACCAACUCCAAAUAUGUCUUCUGCAACUGUCGCAGCUGCUUCAGCUGUUGCUGCCGCUGAAGCAGGAUUUGCUGUAAACACGCAAAUUUCACAUGUUUCUGGUGCUGGCAUUGAUUACAAUUCACUUCAUGAUGAAGAUACUGCAAGCCCUGAAGACAGUGCUCUUUUUCGUGUCCUAAGAGAGGCUGGUGCUUCAACUCGUCUGUGUGAAUUAGUCGGCAUACCAACUCAAGCGGCUACAAUUGCUGCGGGUAGAGCUGCUGUCGCUGCUUCUGUCGCUGUUGUGAAAGAAGAAGCUCAGGCCAAUUUGUUUACAGUUAGUCGACAUUCAGUUACCCGGGCUGCAACAACAGCUGUUAUCGCUGGAGCUGCAUCUUUACCACCUCUUGAUCGUGCUGGUCUCACAGAAGCUCUCUGGUUACAUAUAACUAGUGCAGCGGCAAAAGGUGGAGGUUGGCGUGGACAGAUUUGGGGUGGUACUCGACCACUUGAUGAUCCGUCGGUUAUGUUGGCUCGAAAUAAUGCAGAUCUAGUUGAAAAACUGAAGAAAGUAACAGUUUAUGAAUUAACUCCACAUGAAAAAUUAGUCUUACUCACAUGUUUAAUGGACGAACUGUUACUUCAACCACAAGUACGUGAACGUUUGGAAGAUCAAUAUGAACGUGUACGUUUAUUACGUAAUCAGCUGCGUACUAUACAAUUGGAUAGAGCUCAAUUAGUGACUUGUAAUCCUAUUACUGAUGAAGAUAAUAGCAAUAGUAAUUAUAACAAUAUUAAUCAAGAAGUUAUGCCACAAAUGAAAAAGUUAAAUUCUACAAAUAAUGAUGGACGUCCUCAUCUUACUACUUCUACUAAUACUACAACUACUACUACUGCAUCGGUUAACGUUAUUAGAGGAGGACGAGUGAACAGGGGAAGAGGUCGUCCAUUAAGUCGUAAAAAUGUACAAAUUGAAUCAAUGAAUACACCUUUAGAAACAUUUUUAUCAGAUAAUGAUUAUGCAAUGAUCAAUGGAAGAUUGAAUAAUAGUAACAGUAAUAAUAAUAAUCGUCAAGAAUUAGAUUCAGCUGCCGCUGCCGCUGCUACAUCAGCAUCCUCUUCUGCAUCAUUGUCAUCAUCUAUUCCUAAUAAUAUUAGUGAAAAACUCAUUGAAUCACUGUUGGAAGAGCAAAAGUUAUUGGAUGCUAUUACACAAGUUUCACGUGGCUGUUCAAUGAUACCUCUUGGACAGGAUAGAUUUUAUAGACAAUAUUGGCUAGUCCUAUCAAUCCCAUGUAUCCUAAUCGAAGAUUGUCCAUGUGUAGAUAAAAAUCCCUACUAUACACAUGCUACAAUUCGUAAUCGCCAAAUUACCUACGCCUUUCCUGACCUUGCUAAAAGAAUGGGACUGUACAGCUCUGAAGAGGCUGGCAAGCAUUUACGUGAGGCAAUCAAUUCUGUUAAAGACGGUGAAUUCAUAGAUAGAGAAGAAUUAACCUAUCGUGUUGUAGCAGCACUACCAAAUCCACCGGCUGCCUCUUCGACAACCAGUUUACCAAUUGAACAGUUAAGAGCUUUAGUUAAACCGGAACGUGUCAGUACACAGGAUUCAUCAUUGCAUAAUGCAUGUCCUGCAGUUAGACAAUUAGCUAAAUUACGCUGUUCCACUGUGAAACAAUCAACACCUCAAACUGUUUGGUCAAUUCUCCUACCUGAUGGAUAUAAAGAAUUGUAUAAGCACAAGUUAUUGCGUAAUAAUAAUAAUGAUAAUAUAAAGAAAGAACAACAGACGGUUAAUCCUAUUUCAUCAAGUGUUGAGGAGUCUACUUUACCGUCUACGGUGGAUUGUUCUUUGUCUGCUACAACAUCUGGGAAUAAGUCAGAAGAUUGCCCUCCUCCUCCUCCCCCUACUACUACUACUACCACUACUGAUUCCAGUGAAUCGGAGAGUAAAGAACAAACUUCUACUUCUAGUAAUGAUAAUUUGUCAACUGAAAAAAAUCAAUAUGAUAUGAUGAUUGAACAAGCUAAAUGGACUAUCGAUUGCUUAGAGGCAUCAUUAAAUCCUCGUGGAGUUCGUGAAUCCCGUUUACGUAAAACUAUUGGACAGUUAAGACCAUUACUUAUCAAAGUGAUUGCUAUGUGCCCACCUGAAUUGAUAUAUCCAAUGAUAAAAAGUAACCAAUCAGGAUUCAAUGAAAAGGCAUCAAUGGAUGCACCUCAAAAACCACCUGUUCCUACUGAUAACAUUAGUGCUAAUAAUACUGUUUCUCAAGAAAAGUUUUGCUCUGCACAGAAUACUGAAUCAACUGCUCAGGCAAUUAUGUGUUCAUGGUUAGAAACAGCUCUUGUUGGCAUUGGAUAUCGUUUAGGUCGAUUAGAUUUGAUAAAACGCCUACUAUUCGAUGAAUCGUGUAAAUCUAAAAAGGAAUCAAUUGAGAAUAAAACUGAAACUGAACAGAGUGAUGAACAAUUGUGUACAGAAGUCUCAGUAGACAAACCUAAUGAUGAGAAAGAGAAUGCAGCUGUCGCCUCUACAACAGCUGAAGAUUGUGCCACUGCUACUACUACUUCUACAACUGCUGCUGCUGCUGUUGACAUUCCUGUUAAGCCUUCUGAAUUAACAACAUCCUCAUCGAGCAAAUCUGUCGGCGAAAAUAUAAAACGUCUCGCAAAAAUACUCCUUCAUCUAGGCCAUGAUGUUAGUCCAAAAGGAAUUGCAGGACCGUUGGCGAAUGAUGAAAGAACUCUACGUGGUGGAGGACCUCUGACUAGCAUUCCAAGUAAACAAUCCAAUGAUGUAGAAAAUACAGUUUCAGAAAUAAUUCCAUCAUCUGAAACUACUUCUACGACUACUGAUCAGUCUACUGUAACUUCUUCUAAUGCUACAAAUAAUAUUCAAUCAAUAAGAACUACAGGUUGGCAAAGAUGGUGUGCUAGUGUGGAACAAGCGAAUACAACUUCUCAAUUGCAUUUAUUAGCACGUGCUCUUGAACGUGGAGCUCGUCGAGCAACUCUCGGUGGGCGAGGUGUUUCAUCAGCUAUCGCCAGUUAUGUUUCACAACAUCCUUUGCCAACUUUAAGGUGUACUUCAUGUCGAGGUCCACCUGAUGUUCUUCCUGUAUCUACUGCCCCUGGAAAUAUAUCUGCAUUUUCUGUUUGCUCUGGUUGUGCAUGUCCAUACCACUUAGAUUGUCUUCUAAAUUCUAAUAGUCGAAGAAUCAGUGCCCGAAGAUCUUCACGGCCUAGAUUGUCAACUGAUAUUACAAUUAUGAGCACAAAUAAUCCCGCCUUCAACAAUAUUGAUUUAUCUUUAACUGGCUUCCUUAGUAAUUAUUCCUCACUGUCGAGUAUAACAUCAGCUCGUAUGGAAGUGACAGGUGGUAGUCUUAUCCUGUGUACAUAUUGUCUUCGUUCAGCUGGUCUCCUGUCGUCAUCAACUGCAACAACAACAACAGCGACAACACCAACAUUAACGGAGGAUCAUGUUGAAAUAAAAAGUUCAAAUAGUCAAGCAUUUCAAUUAUCUACUACAUUAGUGUAUUCAAAUGAUGAUUUUUGUAUUAAAGAGGAUAUUUCACAGAAAGGAAAACCUAUUGGACGAAAACGUCAUUCUGUUAACAUUGAUGAUCACAGUGACAAUGAUGAUCAUGAUCACGAUAAUGAUGGUGAUGAUGAUGAUGAUAAUGACGGUUCAUCCUCAAAUCAUGAAAAUGCUGAUGAAAAGUUCGACAGUAUUCUUGAAAAUACAGAAGAUUCCAACAAUACUGUGAAUAGAUCAAAUCGUCGUAAUGAAAUAAAAACGCUUCAAACCAAUAUACGUACACUGUCAACAGUUGUUGUUAAACGCCCUCGUGGGAGACCAAAACGUGUUCAUCAUAAUCGUGGCCGUGGACGGGGACGCGGACGUGGACGUGGACGUCCUUCAACAAUUGGAUCAAUUUCUGAAAAGGCUGAUCGUCAUCAUCAUUCCGAUGAUUGUCAUAGCGAUGAUGAUGAGGGGGAGGAGGAGAAAGAGGAGGAUGACGAUGCCGAUGUAACUGAUGAUAAAUCAUCAAUGGAUGAUAUAACAUCGAUAAAUAAAUUAUGCGUUACUGUAGAUGUUCAUUAUGAUGAUGAAGUUGAACAACUCCUCCUCAAACCGUAUAAUCAACAGAAAAGAUGUAAAGAAAAUACUGAAAGCGAUAAUAAUAAUGAUAAUCGAGAUACCUGCAGUCCCAAGGUAACGAAUACCACUGACAGAGGCCGACGUCCUAGUGGUCGUGGUCGUCCACGAAAGUUCCCCAAAUCUAUCCCUAGUCCUUCACCAGACCUGUCUGAUCCAAUUCCUUCGAUAAUCAAUAACAAUGACCAGUUGGAUCAAGCUACUGCAGAACGUUUUAUGUCAGAGUUAUGCAUGAGUAGUUCAGCACGUCCACUUCUUCGAUGUGGACUUGGUCGAAGUGCAGCUCUGACAGAAUUGAAUCAAUCCAAUCAUGAUGAUGAUGAUCGUGAUUGUGAUAGUGGUAAUGUCGUUAAUUCACAGAAUAAUUUGGCUGUCAAUUCUGUAAGUGGUGAACGUUCUGGUACAACAACAGGUCAUCGAACACGAUCAACAACAUCGUCGUUAACACCUACUGUUGCUGGAGAUCGGAAAUUGUACGCCUUAGAUCUUGUUGGCUUACAAGAGUUAUUAACUCGUGGUGAACUACCUCAGGGUCCAGGACAAGUAGUUCCACAACUCAGACUCCUAUUAUCCCAUUGGUUACGUAGUAAUCGUCCUGGUAGCCGAUUGCAUCAAUGCGCUUCAGAUCUGUUGGAACAAAUGAAUAAAAAGUUGAAAACGCUAAAAUUGAAUACAUCUAGUGUAAAUGGUAUACACAAUAAUAGUAAUAAUAAUAAUAAUCCGAGUAAUAAGAACAAUGAAGACAAUAAUAAUAAUAAUCUGAGUAAUAACAAUAAUGUAGAUACUGUCAUGGAUCAGGAGUCGACUACAAGUCAUUAUGGAAAGCGUAGACGACAAUAA
This is a messenger RNA of Trichobilharzia szidati, 5772 nucleotides long. The record is from the annotation of a GenBank genome assembly. NCBI's taxonomy places the organism in Eukaryota, Metazoa, Platyhelminthes, Trematoda, Strigeidida, Schistosomatidae.